UCUCCACCACUACUAUUACUCUAUUAGCGUAGUCCCUGUACUGUACGGGAGGAUAGGAUAGGAACUGAUCGAUCCCCAAAUCCUCUACCGAAACAGCAACAGCGACAACCACACGCGACGUCCUCCGGGGCUGCUGAUGCAGCGGGGUUCACCAGCGACGAGCGGCGCUCCGGCCGCCCUCUAUCUCGACAACCGCGGGGGUCGGAGACAGAAGCCGCUGCGCGACGAUGCGGACAUCGCCGAGCGCGGCGCUGGUCGAGCCAAACUUGAAGACCGAUGUGGGCGACUGCCCAACCGCGUCCCCGCCGGCAGCGGAGCCGUACCCGUGCAGGGGGCAGAUAACCCAGCCGUGCUCCGAGCACCAGAACGCCGGUGGCGGUGCUCGCGGAGCGACGGGCGCGGCGGGCGUUGGCUGAGGCGCGACGCCGGUCGCCGGACCGGAACGGCGGCGGUUGGGGAAGUUCUGUCGCGGCCCAUGCCGUGGCGGCGCGCCCGGUAUCCGCCCGGCCUGGCGGCGGCCGAUGUGGCCGCCAACGCCGUAGCGCCGGCCGUCGAAGCGGCGGCGUUCUCCAAGGCCGCUCAUGCGGCGACGAGCGACGAAGUGACGGCGGCCUGCGAACCGAAGGACGCGGCGACGAAGGUACAACCGAAUGAUCAAGUCAAUGCAGGCAACUCACUCCAAGUACCAGGGAAUACCAUUAGGUAUGAUCUUGCCAUAACUGGACCUAAAGUGUAUUCGGAUGCAGCAUGGAAAAAGAGAAGAUCUCCAGGAAGAGAAAGGAGCUUGACUACAGGACUAGGUAUAUUUUGUCAAUUCCAAGAGGAGCAGAGCACCACAAAAAUUUUCAUCCAGGCCUCCACAACGACAACGCCAUCUACACUUCAAGCAGAAUCUUGUGCACUUCUCCUCGGUGCAAAGGUCGCAGUACUUCUUAAACUUCAGCAGGUCACUUUUCUCACAGAUAAUUUAUCUCUUGCCAAAGCUGCUGCUACCAGCACAACAUCUGACCCACAAGUUCUUUGGGAAAUUCGACAUCUUAUUGCUGAGUACAAGGAGGCCUCCAAGGCACUAUCGCCCAAGAUUUACCAUAUUAACAGGGAUUUAAAUGAGGCAGCGCAUAGUUGUGCACAACAGGCCAUCAGGCAGUCAAUGUCUGAGCCUAUCUUUAGUUGUGAAAAUUCGGCUCAUGCUAGAAUGCCUUGUCCGACUGCUAUAUUGCUUCAGAACAAGGUCUUCCAAGGCAUUGUAAUACACGCUGUAAUCUGUUCAUGAGCUGAAUAAAUUUGGUGCCUCUGGCGCCUUUGCUUGUUCAAAAAAAAAAAA
This is a messenger RNA of Lolium perenne, 1324 nucleotides long. The record is from RefSeq and is a predicted model, not a curated record. Lineage: Eukaryota; Viridiplantae; Streptophyta; Magnoliopsida; Poales; Poaceae.